GGGGCGGCGCGGGUUUGAGGGGAGGGGGCGGGGCGGGUCCUUCCUCGGUGGUGUGGGGGGGGAGGCGGGGAGGGGGCGGGGGCCCAUGUGACCGGCUCAGACCGGUUCUGGAGACAAAAGGGGCCGCGGCGGCCGGAGCGGGACGGGCCCGGCGCGGGAGGGAGCGAAGCAGAGCGGGCAGCGAGCGAGAUGCAGCACCGAGGCUUCUUCCUCCUCGCCCUUCUCGCCCUCCUGGCGCUUACCUCCGCGGUGGCCAAGAAGAAAGACAAGGUGAAGAAGGGCGGCCCGGGGAGCGAGUGUGCGGAGUGGACCUGGGGGCCCUGCACCCCCAGCAGCAAGGACUGCGGCGUGGGCUUCCGCGAGGGCACCUGUGGAGCCCAGACUCAGCGCAUCCGGUGCAGGGUGCCUUGCAACUGGAAGAAGGAAUUCGGAGCCGAUUGCAAAUACAAGUUUGAGAGCUGGGGGGCGUGUGAUGGGGGCACAGGGACCAAAGCCCGCCAAGGCACCCUGAAGAAGGCGCGGUACAAUGCCCGGUGCCAGGAGACCAUUCGCGUGACUAAACCCUGCACCUCCAAGACCAAGGCCAAAACCAAAGCCAAGAAAGGGAAAGGAAAGGAUUGAGGCUGGGUCAGGAUGCCUCAGAGCCACGACUUUACCUGGGGCCUGGCCAGCGCCUUUCCCCUCCUACAGUCCUAAAACAUAACCUACCAGUGCCUUUUGUCUGCUUCUUAGCUUUAUCAAUCAUGCCUGCCUCUGCUCUCUCCCUCCCCACCCCUACCAAGUGCCCUCAGUGGGGAGGGACAAGGGAUUCUGGGAAAUUUGAGCCUCCCCGCAAGGGGAUUUGAUUCCCAGUGCCCCCUUUUGUUCUUCCCUCCAUCAUGCCUGUUACUAAGAAAUAAAUAAAAUGAAUCAACUUGUUUCCCAAUAAAAGCUUUUCUUUUAAUAUAUAAAAGUCCCUU
Messenger RNA from Castor canadensis (American beaver), 959 nucleotides. RefSeq names its product midkine (gene Mdk). Gene Ontology annotation, molecular function: growth factor activity. The record is from RefSeq and is a predicted model, not a curated record. NCBI's taxonomy places the organism in Eukaryota, Metazoa, Chordata, Mammalia, Rodentia, Castoridae.